GGCCGAUCAGGAAAAAAAAAAAGUCAGCCAAGUCGUCCCUCGCCCUGAGAGGUCCGGCGGCGGCGGUCCGUACUCUCAGCCCUGCAUCUGAUCCUGCCCCCGCGGGUCUCCCCUGGCCCUGCUCCGCAGAUCUCCUCUGGCCCUGUCUCGGAGGCAUCUCGGCUCUGCUCAUUCCCUUCCCUCGCAAUGGCCUCCUCGCUCGACCAUUUCAAGUAUUCGGGCCCAAAAUACAACCCCGCAUCGCUCAAAAAGUCCUUCUCGUCGUCGUCCAUUUCGUCGUCGUCGUCGUCGGUCCUGCUCUCGCCCGUUGCCGACCAUCGCGAUCUGGACCAUGACCCGGAGCUUGAUCUGGAAUGCAGCACCUUUGUCCCCGAGACCCCCAAAAAGUCCCAGUCCCCGGCCACGAGAAUCCUGGUGAUGGAGUCGCCUCCCGCGCAAGCGGCCUCCAAGUCGUAUAUUCGCCCAUUCGAUAUCUCCUCCUCGCCCGUGGAUCAGCCCGUCCGCCCAGCCUUGUCGUCCUCUGGCUCGGCGUCCUCGCAGGAUUCGUUCGCAAUAAACCUGCCGCCCUCGCCUCUCAAGAGCAAGUCGGCCUCAUUCGGAUCAGCAGGCGUAUCCACAUCGCUCACAAGGCACUCUCUCGCCCUUCCGACGCCUCGAUCCAAAUCCGAGUCUUUUUCCCAGAAUCACACAGCCCAGUCCAAGCCCGGCGUCAGCAGCAAUCGCAACAGCCACAUCAAGCCCAUCCCUGUCAGCGAGAGCAUCGCCCAGCAGUUCGGCGCCUUCGCCUUUCGGCCCAAGGGCGAGUUCUCGCCUACAUCGUCGCCGGCCUCGUCGCCCCCGCCUAUAUCCAAGUACCAGCCACUGAAAUCAGGAACUGGCCAGCCACAAACUGCCUUCUCAGGAUGGCUCAACAAGUCCGUGGGAUCUACAAAGCCGGCUCCGCCGAAGCCAGCAACGACGUGGGUCAGCCGGAUUGUCAAGAAGCCAACCAGCAAACGGACGAUCUCGACCUCGGACGAGGAAGAAUCCUCGUCCGAUAUCGAUGACAUGUCGCUCACCUCCGUCGAUUCAGCUGUGAGCAAACCGGACCCCAAGUCCGACAUCACGACCGCCGGCCGACGCCAUAGCAGUAUAUCCACUGAAUCUCACGAACCUCCGAGUCGGUCCAUGACCAAGAAGCCCAAGAUCAGUGCGGGACUCGAGGAUCUUAUCACCGAAACACGACCGACAGGCAAACUCAUCCGCACAUUGGAGAAACAUGAGCAGAAACCCCCCAUGAAAGCCCACGUGGAUGAAAGCAACGGCACACGACGGCGGCGGCUCGUCCAGAAACAAACCACUUAUCACGAGAGCAGUACGGAAGUCGAGGACGACAUUGAGCUUGUUGAAUACCGAGUCAAGCCUCGCCCCGACACGACUCAGUCUGCGAAAGCCUUGGCCGAGGAAACCGACGAGAUCCAGGUCGUCAACUACACUUCGCGCCCAGUUCGCCACACAGAAGAGCGACGGAAGCCGAUCGCCAUAUCCAGCGACGACGAGGACGAUUGGGACGCCUCAAACGGCAUGGCCGAUGAUUAUGAAGACGAGGAUACGGCUGUCAACCAGCAGCAUCGCCAGGUCGUUUACUUUUUCAACACGGCAGAGUUGCAACAGCUCAUGGAUGUGACAUCCUGCACCCAGGAGCAGGGCAAGCUCAUCGUCGACUCCCGGCCUUACCGCAACUAUGAACAUCUGGAGGAGGUGAUUUCACAGACGAGCAAGCGGAAGGGACUCUCGACAAUCCUGAAAAAAUACGAGGAGGUCAUGGAGAGCUACUUCCACGUCGACCAGCUGAUCGAAAAGUGCGAAAAGAUCGGGCGCCAACUCAAAGGCGUCCUCACAGACAUGAAUGGGUCGGGGGCGAGCGACGAGUACAACCCAUCGCUUGACCCGCGCGCCUUCCAGAAGGUCUCAUCGUCGCACGGCGGAGCAGAGUCCAUCACGGUGCAGCCCAAGAUCGUCAACAAAGCGCUUGCCUUGAAGCCGUAUCAGCUCGUCGGCAUCAGCUGGCUUAAUUUGCUUUAUAGGAAAGGCUACGGCGGGAUCCUCGCAGACGAGAUGGGUCUUGGUAAGACCGCCCAAAUUAUUUCCUUCCUCGGGCUGCUCUAUGAACAAGGCCACGAGGGACCGCAUCUAGUUGUGGUCCCCUCGUCCACAAAAGACAACUGGCUCAGGGAGUUCAAAAAGUGGUGCCCUUCGCUUGUUGUGCAGUCGUAUUAUGGCUCCCAGGCAGAGCGGUUCGAGCUCCAAGAGUCGCUACUGGAGACCCGCGGGGAAUAUCAAGUCCUUGUGACAACAUACAACCUGGCAACGGGCAACAAAGAGGAUAGAGGAUUCCUCAAGCGUAUGAAGUUUCGGUCUUUGAUUCUCGAUGAAGGACACAUGGUCAAGAACAUGGAUUCGAGUCGAACAAGACACCUAAUGAGUUACAAGAUCCCAUUCCGCAUGUUGCUAACUGGCACUCCUCUGCAAAACAAUCUGAAGGAACUACUGUCGCUGCUGACGUUUGUGAUGCCCGCGCUAUUCUCGGAUUGGGUCACGGAGGGCUCCACCAUCAAAAAGCUCUUCAACAUCACCGACCACAACAAUGUCAGCUUUCUGAGCCACCAGAGGAUCGAACGUGCCCAGAAGAUCAUGUCUCCGUUUGUCUUGCGGAGAAAGAAGGAUCAGGUCCUUCGAGAUCUGCCCAAAAAGAUCCAAAUCAUCGAACACUGCAAAGCCACCGAGCGUCAGCGGGCAUUGAUCAAAUCCAUCAUGGUCGAAUCCCGCAAGACCUACCGCGAAAACAUCAGUCUGUCACAAAAGGAUACCAACGGCAAAGCUGCCAAAGGCACCAACACAUCCCAAGCCAACCAACGCAAGCAGCUCCAGAACUUUACUUUGAUGCAAACCGCGACUAUAUAUGAGGAUAUGCAGGUGAUGAGUGACUAUGAGCUUCACCAACUGUGCCUCAAGUUUCCGACCAUCUUCCACCGCAGACUGCAAUCAGAGGAAUGGAUGUCAUCGGGCAAGAUCGAAGUAUUGCAGAAAAUGCUUCCGUCGAUGAUCGCAGCCGGCGACCGCAUUCUGAUAUUCAGCCAGUUCAUCAUGAUGCUCGACAUUCUGGAGGCGGUGAUGCAGACCCUAGGGAUCAGCUACCGACGCAUGGAUGGAUCAACUGCAGUCAACGAUCGACAGGAUAUCAUUGACGAGUUCAACGACAACGAUGACAUUCCUGUGAUGCUCCUCUCGACAAAGGCCGGGGGCUUUGGCAUCAACCUGACAAGCGCAAAUGUGGUGAUUCUGCACGAUUUGGACUUUAAUCCCCACAACGACGCCCAGGCUGAGGACAGAGCUCACCGCGUCGGCCAAACUCGCGAGGUCCGUGUGAUCAAGUUUGUGGUUGAGGAGUCGAUCGAAGAAGGCAUCCUCAAGUGUGCCCAGGCCAAGCUCAAGCUGGACCGCAAAAUCCAAGGCCACGACGACGAGGCCGACGCCGCGGCUACCACGAUGGCAGACGAGCCGGAGGGAGAGGGCAAAGGCAGAGCCAAGGGGCGUGGCCAGAAAGGCAAGAAGACGGCAGGCACCCAGGGAGCUGAUGCAAACGACCAGGACAGCGCUAUGGAUGAGGAUGAUGAGUUUGCGAUCAUGGCAAUGCUGAGAGAGGACCUCGAGCGCGAGUGAGAGUGCGCCGAUGCGACGACCUCCGGGCGUAGAAAUAGACACUGCAUACCCGAUGCGAUGCAAGAGCGAUCAUGAACGGAGCCAUGAACAUGGGCCAUGAGCGGAGACAUGAACAUGAGACAUGAACGGAGACAUGUGGCGUGGUGUCGUUUUUGGGGUCGAGCUCUCUGCCAGGCUCUCCGCC
Molecule: messenger RNA, 3886 nt
Organism: Polychytrium aggregatum
Lineage: Eukaryota; Fungi; Chytridiomycota; Chytridiomycetes; Polychytriales
Product: SNF2 family N-terminal domain-containing protein
Exons: 13
Coding region: 187-3702 (1171 amino acids)
Cellular component (GO): nucleus
Molecular function (GO): chromatin binding; ATP binding; ATP-dependent chromatin remodeler activity
Source: RefSeq, a predicted model, not a curated record